Molecule: messenger RNA, 1839 nt
Organism: Beauveria bassiana ARSEF 2860
Lineage: Eukaryota; Fungi; Ascomycota; Sordariomycetes; Hypocreales; Cordycipitaceae
Product: centractin (ARP1)
Exons: 4
Coding region: 1-1839 (612 amino acids)
Molecular function (GO): 3'-5'-RNA exonuclease activity; RNA binding
Source: RefSeq, a predicted model, not a curated record
AUGUCUUCGCAACAGAGCUCGCAAUUUAGCGUCGAGCGCUACGUCGUCAUUCACGUUGCUACCACUUGCGAUGAGCACGGCGUCUAUGUUACAAAGGACUCGGCCGAGAUUACACACGAAAGUGUCCUCGUUAAGCCCGUCAACACUCCUAUCACGCCUCUGUGCACGAGCCUGACCACCCUCACCUGGGAGCACGUCCGAAACGCGGGAACCUUUAGAGACGCCAUUUCUCGAUUCGACGCCUUUGCUACCGAGUACCUGACCUCCAAGAACCUCGACUUUGCCUUCGUCACCCUCGAUGCAUGGGACCUCCGGGUGCAGCUUCCCCGUGAAGCUCGCGACAAGGCUGUCGUCCUACCCCCCUAUCUGCAGCACUCCCGAACUUUCGAUCUCCGCACUGAAUAUCAACGUUGGCAGCAACAUCACCCCGAGUCUCUACCCUUCGGCCCCUCGAUGCUCUCCAACAUUUGUGCCGCUCUCGAGGUCGAGCCUGUUCAGUCCAGCGCCCCCAUUAAACAUAACCUUCCCUUUCAUCUGCAGGCUUUGGCCCCUGCCUCGCCUCGCCGUGCCAUGGAGGAGGCUAUCACCCUCGCUCGAGUUCUUCGCGGCCUCAUUCGCAAGUCUCAGCCCCCCCAGGAGCACCCCGACGUUCUGACUCGCCCAAUGGACGCCAGAGCCGAUGUUCGUGCCUUUCUUUCCGAGAGAAGCAAAGUUCUUCACAUGUCUGGCUUGCCCCACGAUACCACCCAGUCCGAGCUCGAGAGCUGGUUCACCCAGUUCGGAGGCCGUCCCAUUGCAUUCUGGACUCUUCGAACUCCUGAGCAGCACAAGCCUACCGGCACCGGUUUUGCCGUUUUCUCGUCCCACGAGGAGGCUGCUGAAAGUCUAUGCAUGAACGGUAGAGCUCUCAACGAAAAGGCCAUCGAGGUUUCCCCGUCCUCUAGCAGAGUCCUCGACCGCGCUCAAGAUAUUCUUACACCCUUUCCUCCCAGCAAGAACCGUCCUCGCCCCGGUGACUGGACAUGCCCCUCCUGCGGCUUUUCCAACUUCCAGCGCCGAACCGCCUGCUUUCGCUGCUCCUUCCCUGCUGCAGGCUCUGGCCCAGCUGGCGACAAUUUUAGCUAUGGCGGCAAUGCCGGUGGCGGCGGCUACGGCCCUCCUCAGAUCAUGCCUCCUCCACACCAUGGCGGUCAUGGCCACAUGGGUCACGGUGGGCGCAUGGGUGGUGGCGGUGGUGGCGGUGUUGUUCCUUUCCGUGCCGGUGACUGGAAGUGCGGCAACGAAGUCUGCGGCUACCACAACUUUGCCAAGAAUGUGUGCUGUCUUCGCUGUGGAGCCAGUCGUGCCAGUGCUGCUGUUGUGGCCGAUUCGGGUUAUCCCUCUCCCAUGGAUAACUCGUCUCAGUACAACAUGGGUCAAGGCUCCAUGGGAGGCACUCCUGGACCAGGCCCUUUUAACUCGGGCAAUGCCUUCAAUUCCGGUGCUGGCUACAAUCAGCACUUUGCCGGCCCGCCGAGCCACUUCCUUCCCUCCGGCUUGGCUGGUGGUGCUGGUGGUUACCCCGGCUCCAUGAACAAUCAGGCGUUUGGCCCAGCCCCGGGCUCCCACGGUGCUGGUCCUUUCGAUAGCCGCGCUGCCGAGGCUGCCUUCCAGUCGGCUACAAACGGUCCCGCAUCCGGAGCAGGCCCUGCCCACAACAACUUUUACAGCAGCGGCCCUGUUGGCACUGAGAACAACCCCUUUGCGUUCCUCUCCAGCGGUAUGAGCGGCCUCUCCGUCAGUGCGAAUGACGGCCGCCAAAACGGCGGUGCUGCUCCCCCGAGCAAAUCGGCUGCCUAG